Rhipicephalus sanguineus (brown dog tick) is the source of this 6086-nucleotide messenger RNA. RefSeq lists its product as uncharacterized. The coding region runs from base 277 to 3825 and encodes 1182 amino acids. The transcript has 7 exons. Lineage: Eukaryota; Metazoa; Arthropoda; Arachnida; Ixodida; Ixodidae. Gene Ontology annotation, molecular function: sequence-specific DNA binding. The record is from RefSeq and is a predicted model, not a curated record.
CCUUGUUCCGCAACUCUUUAAAGCACAUUAUUCCUUUCCUUGCGCUACAGCAAUGUAAACUGAAACUUUCUUUUCAGCGUCGCUAUUCAAAACACUGUGUUCUAACUUCAGCAGUGUGUCCCGUAUAUUCGUGCACACAGGCCUCAGCGCCAUUAGUGUUGUCGCUUCAAAUAUCCGCCAUGCCAGUGUUUAUAUGCCGUGUUCUCAUCAAAUGUGCUGUGGAGGCAAUGGGCACGUGAUCACGUCUUGAGAAAAAGGAACAAAAAAAUAGCGGCGAUGUCGGAAUCGACGUUGCCAACUCGACCGAGACGCAAACAAGCUGUGCCGUUGAAAUACGAAGGCAGCGGUGACGACUCGGACGAUGACCUGCCCAGUGACAUACUUGACAUUGACUUUACUCCCGCACCAAGAAGUGCCUCGUCAAACAAUUCACAGGCUAGGCAGAAACGGUCUCAAGGCCAGAAAAGGCUGCUGGUUAAGCUCAAGAUUAAAAGGAGUGGCAGCAAGGGAGCUUAUGUGGAACGUGCAGACGAUGAAACUUUCUCGCCCAGGGCUGCCAGGGCGCAGAAGCGCAGAAAAAAGCGGGCCGCUUCCACGAGAAAGUCUGCAUCCAACUCCCGCAAAAGCACAAAAUCAAAAGCCCAAACGCCACCACCGUCCAAGGGAUACGAGAGCAGCCGUACGCCGAAGGGCCUGAAGAAAGAGAUAGUCUUGUACGCUCGAGCAAACACGGUUGACCAAGCUGCGAAGAAGUUCAGAGUGCCAGUGCACAAAGUCAAGCAUUGGUUGAAAGCUGACCAGAACAUAGCACCCCCGCCACCUCCGAAACCUGAAGUAAAGAAAACCUGCAAUGUUCCUCCCGACCCUUUUCCGGCCUCUUUCAAGUUGUUCUCCAUUGGUGUGGCAGAAGAAAAAACUGUUAAGGAAGCCAGCAUGCUUCUUUCCGUGGAUGAAAGUCUCAUGGAACACUGGAUGAAAGGGAAGCGGGAAAUAAGCCAGAAAGUAAACUCUGAAAACAUUCCGCAGUGGGAGACGGACGUGUUUGUGGGUGUCCGAAGAGAUGCACUUGCAGGACACGAAAUAAGUGUGUCAGAUCUGAUGUUCAGGGCCGAGUCACUAAAGGUGGAUGAGACAAAGGUCGACUUGCAGUGGGCGCAGCGGUGGUGCGAACGAUUUGGAGUGCUGUUCAAGGGAACUUCCCGCUUAAGUGGGUCAAAAGAGCUCAAUGAAGUAACUCUGCUGCAGUUGCCUCCAGAAAUGACAUGUUUCACACCAUAUGUGAGGCCACGAGCAAAAGAGAUGUCCCCUGCAGCACCCCCAUCACCACCAGCUGCAUCGCCACCACCGCCAGCUGCUCCUCCAACACCUCCUCCCCCACUAGUAAGGCAAAGGCGAUCGAGGCCUAGAGGUGCGAGUGAAAUCGAUCUGGAACUGUGGACUUGGUACAAGAAAAUGCAAAAGAAAGGCCGAAAGCUCACCAAGGCUAUUGUGUGCGCUCGUGCUCAACGCCUAUCCCAGAAACACGGUCACCCCGAGUUCAGAGCAGGCGAUGGUUGGCACCGAGCGUGGAAGCGGCGUUGCGAGCAAAUGUAUCCGCAGGACAUCUCUGCUGAUGAAGAGGAGGUGGAUGUUGAAGACGAAUCGAGCACAGCUUCCCAUGGUCACACUGAGAGCCAAGAUGCGGCUAUCGAGAAACCGGAUUCUACUGUAGCUCCUGCCGAAGAACAAAGCCAAGAAAAACGUCAACAGCCCGGUGCUGCAGACCAAGAACGAGCUGACACGGAUCAACAUGCCACUCCCGCUGCCAUGUCUGCCGAGCCCCGAGCCAUGGACUGCCCCUCACCCAGUUCUUCAUGCAUCUAUGCACAAAGUGAUGGCAGGCAGCCUGUUGCUCCACCAUUUUAUGAUGGCUAUGUCAAUUAUGACCAUGCCAUGACACCUGCAUGCACUUUGGAGGUGUCUAACCAACCCUACACAGACUACGGGCAUUCGUCAUCGGCUCCUCCUGCUGUGGAGAGCAGCAGCAGCAACAACAGCAACAGUGCUGCUUCGCAGAAAAAGAAAAAUGAGCGUUACCUCCCCGACUUCAAGUUGCAGGUCGUCAAGUAUGCCUUGCAGUCAACAUUUAAGAAGACUGCCGAGCACUUUGGGGUCCACCAUUCAACAGUGGCUGAAUGGUGCCGCGAUCGAGAGAAGCUGGAGCGGCUUUUCCCACAUGAGAAGGGCAGCCUCAUGAAGAGCACAGAGACUGCCACCGUUUCUCCUGCCGAGCAGAUGUUCAUAACGUGGCUUAAUGAUUGCAAUGCGACAAACGCAAAGCUAGAUGCUGCUCAGGUGAAGGAAAAGGUCAAAGAAAUCAUUCGGUACUUCGGAGAAGACCAGGUAAGAACAAACUGCCGGUGGUUGUACGUGUGGCACAAGAAGCGACUUGAAAUGGAACAAAUGAUUGAAGACCUCCCCGAACUGCAGUCUAGUUCAGGGAAGGAAUUCCGCAUUGCAUUUCCGCCGGCUGUCAAGCUAGAAAUCGUAAAGGUAGCGGAGAGAUUGAAGUUCAGUGAGGCCUCAAAGUACUUUCAGAUUGACCGAAACAGUCUGUCAGACUGGAGCAAGACCCAGGAAAAGCUCAAGGCAAUGGUAAAAGAAGGCAAAGUGCGAAAAAAGGAGGUUUCAAAAAGUAAAAAGGCCUUGGAGGCUGAAAAAGAGGUUUAUCAGUGGUACCAGCAGUGCAGAAGCAGUGGCUUCAAGCCAGGGCCUAAUGAAGUCCGUGCCAAGGCGGCAGAAACUUACCGAAAGUAUGGAGACACCACAAUGAAAUGCAGCAUUGGCUGGUACUCAAGAUGGUCCCGACGUUUUGGCAUACAGCUGCGAUACGAAAAGGACGACGAGAUUCUCGAGUGGGUCUUGGCACAGCUGGAGCAAAAUCGCAGCGUUACGCACAACGAGAUCCAAACACGCGCUAUAGCGACAUUAUCUCAGACGAGGGCAGGUUUCAAGUGCUCUGCAGGUUGGCCCAUUCGGUUUUGUAAGCGGCAUCAGGCUCUCUUGCAGAAGAUGCCUACUUUGGACACCCCACUGCCAGCGGUCCUUGAACAGAAAAUAUCCUCAUUCCGACUGGAAGUUCAAAUGCUACAAGAGCAGUGCGGCGUGACGAGUGCAGCUAUUGGUGCCAUGGACGAAGUGCCUCUGUAUUUCUCAUCUGGUGCAGGUGGCGGGACAGGUACCGGUUCGCUGCUUGUUCGCCGGUGCGGUUUCGAGCAGUCGCAGGCCAUCGUGUUUCUUUCCUGUCUUUCCGAUGGCGGUGUCUUGCCGCCUCUCGCCGUUCUUAAGGGCUCCAGCAGUGCCUCGGAAGUAAACGGCAUGUUUGUCCUUUGCCAGGAGGAAAUGAAAGUUGACCGAAGCACCGUCGAAUACUGGGCAGAGCACGUCUGGGGCCGAUUUGUGCCAUCACCAAGCUUCCUCAUUUUGGAUUCGUUUGAGCCGCACAACCAGUUCGCUGCCUCGGCCGGCAGUGACAUCAAGGUGGCCAUAACACCGCCAGCUUGCUCCUCACAGACUCACCCCGUUGUUGUUUGGUUACGAAGAAAGUUUCAGGCCUUGGUCAACAAGAUGUCGGUUGACAGGGGUUCCUCUAGAAGCAUACCAACAGUUCAGGAGAUGUUGGAGUGCAUUGCUGCAGCCUGGCGUCAUUUGCAAGCCACGAGCCACGAAGCAGUGCAAAAGAGCUUUGCAGUUACUGGUGCUCUACUCACGGGAGAUCCCAAUGAGGAUGACAUGAUUGGUAGAGCAGAGCUUUUGCCUGAUGUGGACGGAGAAGACUUUGCAUAAUUUUGAAGACUGGUGACUAGCCAGUCUUUGACUUGGUGCGGUCGGAUUGGAUUCGUUCGACCGCUAUGGGACAUGCAAAAUUGGUUAGAUACGUGAAGUUUAGACCAAGGCAAGGCCUUUGAAGAGCCCCUGCUUUGGUCAUCUGUGCUUACCUUAGGAAUUGUGUUUUGUGCAAUCUUGCUAGACUACAAUGCAUUCUUGGUAUAUUCUUUUAUGAGGGUAACCUGUACCCUGCAAGCUCAUUUUAUUGCGUUCCUGUUUCAGUGCAGAUAGGAUGAAAAGUCUGUAGCUGGUUAUAGACAAAGAAUGCGCAAGACACUGCUCCUAUAAGGUGCGCUGUUUCUGCAUCACAUUCUUUCAUAUUUGAAAGCAGUAAACAACAAACCCACUUUAGUCAGACUCGCACAUUCAAGAAGGCCUGAUAACUAACGGUGUUGGUUCUACAACUUCCUAUAAGUGUGCAUAAGAAACAUGGAAAACUGUUGCAGCAGCGAGUAACACGAGAAGAUAAGUGCAUACUGUGACAUGCAGUCAGGAUAGUGAAUGCAACAAGCGUGCUACUGCUGUUUGUCUCUGGACAUGCAGUCAGGGUAGUGAAUGCAACAAGCGUGCUACAGCUGUAUGUCUCUGGGAAAAAAAAAGGGCAUGGAGGCAACACAUGUUGUAGUAGUGAUUAUUUUUAAUAUUAGUAUUUGGAAAUGUAUAUGCAAAGGACAAAAGGGGAAGUAUAAAAGGUGCAGACCGACAUCUGCCACUGAGAAAGGCAUGAAUUCACGCACAUGCAAAUGAUUGAUGGUUGGCCAGCACAUGAUGUCAAUACACGCACACAAACAUUACAAGAGGGCCCACCAGUGGCAGCAAUUUUCUGGUACAUGUAUAUAGACUUCCUUUGAGAUGUGCUUGUCACUGCACCCUUGACCUGUAAUUAAUUCUUGGUACUCGUUGGCAGGGCCCCCUUUUAGGGCACAAAAUUUUUGUUUCAGUCAGAUAUAGGAAAGCAACCAACAUGCGUGCACACUUGUAUGCACGUUUUUCUUCAUGGCAAGAAUGACUACAAAGUAGGUAAAUGCUCAUGACCAUAAGGGAUUAACUAUUGGUAUCAUUGGUUGGAUGAAAGUGGGUAUUGUUAGAAAAAGAAGGUGGCACUAUCUUCUGCAUCUCAUAAGUGAGCACCCUGCAAACUUCAUCGACCAUGCGAUGAAGCUGUAUCUUUAGAGAAAGCUCCUAAAAACAAGAGUUCAGGGCAAGAAGGUACUGUCACCUACUUGGCAUUGGAGUUGCACGAUAGGCGCCUGUUACUUGACACAGUACUUGUUCCAGGAAUAAUUGUCUACAUGUGUCUUCUUGACAAGCACCAGCUUUUGUAAAUCUCAAACAGCAGAGAAGAAAAAACUUUGGCUUUUGACAUAUUCGUCAUGACCAGCACAGGCAUGUUCCACGCAUUCUUUUUUUAUUUCUAUGGACUACAAAUUGAUAUUCAAAAGUCUGACUUGGAAGCUUUGUUUUCAUUCUUCAAAGAAAUGUAUGGAUACUCAUUAAAUGAAACAAGAGGUUGAAUUGACAAGAAACUGUAUGGCACAUUUACGUGAUACCCUUAUAUGUUUAGCGUUAUUGUAAGUACACAGGGUUGUGAUGAGUAGACCUGCUUUCUUUGCAGUUUGUUAACACAAGCACCACUUUGCUAACUCGAAUUGCACAAGGCAUUGAUGUGUGUGUUAUGUCACUACAAUGUACUCACCUGUGCUUAUUAUUUCAUUAAUUUAUUAUCAUUGUUAUUACUAACAUCUCACAGUACUUCCUUUCAUCAUUCAUCAUUGAGUUGCACAAACAGCAGUCAUAUUUUGUCCAUUUUUAAUUAUUUUCUCGAGCACUGUGUAAAUAACAACGAAACCCAAGUGCGUCAAAGCCAUAAUGAGCGGAUUGUGCACAUUGUGUCCACUCAGUCUUGCACCAUUUAGAUGCUCGGGGAGAAUAUCUUGCAUCGACUUAUCAAUGCAAAUCUGGUGCUUGCUUGUUUAGUACUGGAAACAAAUCUGAUGUGUGAAAAAAAAAAUUGUGUAAACAUUGUACAUGCAUGCAAGUGCCCCAUGUGUUCAUUGCUCUCCACUCAUGUUUUUUUACUACACUUGUUUUUGACAUCUUGGGAUCAGCAUCAAGACCCUGUAUAUAUAUGAACCUCAAGAUCAAACUGCUUCGUUAUUUAUAUUAUACCUACACGAUUUCGCUGUUUUGUAGCAGCGAAUAAAUAUACAUAUUUUGUA